AAAACAUUGUAUGGGGGAACAAAGCUGUUCCUCGUGGGCGGAGUUGUGCUCUCUGGUAGCAGGAAUCUUGGUUCGCCCCUGGGUAGAAGCUGGGAUUAGAGAAGCAGCGAGGCAGACUGUCUUCGGACAUACACUGACUGCCUGUCAUGUCUCACGGGAUACUUUCUCCGCCGGCGGGCUUACUCUCUGAUGAGGAUGUUGUAGACUCUCCCGUGUUAGAAUCUACAGCUGCAGAUCUGAGGUCUGUGGUCCGAAAGGACCUGUUGUCAGACUGCUCUGUCAUCUCCGCCUCUCUGGAGGACAAACAGGCUCCAUUGGAGGACACUGCAGAAAAGAUGAAAGUUUACCUUCGAAUCAGACCAUUCUUAACUUCUGAGUUGGACCGACAGGAAGAUCAGGGCUGUGUCUGUAUUGAGAAUACAGAAACCCUCCUGCUACAGGCACCCAAAGACUCCUUUGCCUUGAAGAGUAAUGAGAGGGGAAUUGGUCAGGCCACUCACAAAUUCACCUUUUCCCAGAUAUUUGGGCCAGAAGUGGGACAGGUGUCCUUCUUCAACCUGACCAUGAAGGAGAUGGUGAAAGAUGUACUCAAAGGGCAGAACUGGCUCAUAUACACCUAUGGAGUCACCAACUCGGGGAAAACCUACACAAUUCAAGGUACUAGUAAGGAUGCAGGGAUCCUGCCCCAGUCCCUGGCUCUCAUCUUUAAUAGUCUCCAAGGACAACUUCAUCCAACACCUGAUCUGAAGCCCUUGUUGUCCAAUGAGGUAAUCUGGCUAGACAGCAAGCAGAUUCGACAGGAGGAAAUAAAGAAGCUAUCCUUGCUAAUUGGAGGCCUCCAAGAGGAGGAGCUGUCUACCUCUUUGAAGAAACGUGUCCACACUGAAAGUCGGAUAGGUGCCAGCAACAGCUUUGACAGCGGUGUUGCUGGGCUGUCUUCCACCAGUCAGUUCACCAGCAGUAGCCAGCUAGAUGAAACAAGUCAGUUAUGGGCACAGCCAGACACUGUCCCAGUAAGUGUUCCAGAAGACAUUCGCUUCUCUGUGUGGGUCUCCUUCUUUGAGAUCUACAAUGAAUUGCUUUAUGACCUGCUAGAACCACCUAGCCAUCAGCAUAAGAGACAGACACUGCGGCUGUGUGAGGAUCAGAACGGCAAUCCUUACGUGAAAGACCUCAAUUGGAUUCAUGUUCGUGAUGUUGAAGAAGCCUGGAAACUUUUGAAAGUGGGUCGUAAGAACCAGAGCUUUGCCAGCACCCACAUGAACCAACACUCUAGCCGCAGUCACAGCAUCUUCUCCAUCAGAAUCUUGCACCUUCAGGGAGAAGGGGAUAUAGUGCCCAAGAUCAGUGAACUGUCACUCUGUGAUCUGGCUGGCUCAGAGCGCUGCAAACAUCAAAAAAGUGGUGAGCGGCUAAAGGAGGCAGGAAACAUUAACACCUCUCUGCAUACCCUGGGCCGCUGUAUUGCUGCCCUGCGACAGAAUCAACAGAACCGGUCCAAGCAGAACCUGAUUCCUUUCCGUGACAGCAAGUUGACUCGUGUGUUCCAAGGCUUCUUCACAGGGCGAGGUCGCUCCUGUAUGAUUGUCAAUGUGAACCCCUGUGCGUCUACUUACGACGAGACUCUUCAUGCAGCCAAAUUCUCAGCCCUGGCCAGCCAGCUUGUGCAUGCCCCACCUGUGCACCUCGGAAUCCCAUCCCUGCAUUCAUUCAUCAAGGAGCACAGUCUUCAGGUGUCCCCUGGCUUAAAGAAAGAGGGCAAAGUGGACUCAGAACUUGAGGACAGUCCUGAAGACGAGGCUGACAUCUCCAUGUAUGGCAAGGAGGAGCUACUACAGGUCGUGGAAGCCAUGAAAGCACUACUCUUAAAAGAACGACAAGAAAAGCUGCAGCUGGAGAUACAGCUCCGGGAGGAAAUUUGCAACGAGAUGGUGGAACAGAUGCAGCAACGGGAGCAGUGGUGCAGUGAGCGUUUGGACACUCAAAAGGAACUGUUGGAGGAACUGUACGAGGAGAAGCUAACGAUCCUGAAGGAAUCACUGACAACUUUCUACCAAGAACAGAUUCAGGAGCGAGAUGGAAAAAUUGAAGAGCUAGAAACUCUCUUGCAGGAAGCCAAACAGCAGCCAGUGGCACAACAGUCAGGGGGGUGUGAAUUGUCCCUCCGUCGGUCACAAAGGUUGGCAGCUUCUGCCUCCACUCAGCAGUUCCAGGAAGUUAAAGCUGAACUAGAGCAAUGCAAAACAGAGUUAAGCUCUACCACUGAAGAGCUACAGAAGUAUCAGCAAAUGUUAAAACCACCACCCACAGCCAAGCCUUUCAUCAUUGAUGUGGAUAAGAAGUUAGAGGAGGGCCAGAAGAAUAUAAGGCUGCUACGGGCAGAGCUCCGGGAACUAGGGCAAUCUCUACAGUCGGCAGAAAGAGCCUGUUGCCACAGCACCGAAGCAGGGAAACUUCGUCAAGCAUUAACCAACUGCGAUGACAUUUUAAUCAAACAGAACCAGACCCUGGCUGAGCUGCAGAACAACAUGAUGCUGGUGAGACUGGACCUUCAGAAGAAGGCAGCCUGCAUCGCUGAGCAGUACCACACGGUGCUGAAGCUCCAAGGCCAAGCUUCUGCCAAAAAGCGGCUGGGAGCAAACCAGGAAAACCAGCAGCCAAAUCAUCAACCCCCAGGAAAGAAACCAUUCCUGCGAAACUUACUUCCCCGAACACCUACCUGCCAAAGCUCAACAGACAGCGGCCCUUAUGCACGGAUCUUGCGCUCACGGCACUCUCCUUUACUCAAAUCUCCCUUUGGCAAAAAAUACUAACGUUGUGGGGAUGAAGAUGCAUGUGUUUCCCUGAGGCUGGUCAGCUGCUUAGCUGAUAAGUCUCUUUGUAAGCUUCAGCAUAUACCCAGAACUGUAUUCAGAAUUACUGUAUUAUAAUCACUUAUUAUAAUCUUGAGUUUUUUCAUGCACAAAUAUUAUAUGAAAUAAAGACAUUGUUUAUGCUUUUA
This is a messenger RNA of Grammomys surdaster, 3001 nucleotides long. RefSeq names its product kinesin family member 20A (gene Kif20a). The transcript is spliced from 19 exons. The coding region runs from base 147 to 2813 and encodes 888 amino acids. Lineage: Eukaryota; Metazoa; Chordata; Mammalia; Rodentia; Muridae. Gene Ontology annotation, cellular component: nucleus; spindle microtubule. Gene Ontology annotation, molecular function: ATP binding; plus-end-directed microtubule motor activity; microtubule binding. Gene Ontology annotation, biological process: microtubule-based movement; mitotic spindle assembly. The record is from RefSeq and is a predicted model, not a curated record.